Molecule: messenger RNA, 1783 nt
Organism: Gopherus flavomarginatus (Mexican gopher tortoise)
Lineage: Eukaryota; Metazoa; Chordata; Testudines; Testudinidae
Product: histone H4-like
Exons: 1
Coding region: 1472-1783 (103 amino acids)
Biological process (GO): nucleosome assembly
Molecular function (GO): protein heterodimerization activity; structural constituent of chromatin; DNA binding
Source: RefSeq, a predicted model, not a curated record
GGUUGCCGACCUCUGUCCUAGACCAUCUCUGACAGGUGUUUUUCCAACCUGCUCUUAAAAACCUCCAAUGACAGGGAUUCCACAACUUUCCUUGGUAACCUGUUCCAGUGCUUAACUAUUCUUAUGGUUAGCACAUUUUUCCUAAUAUCUAACCUACUCUCCCUUGCUGCAAACUAAGAUGAUUAAUUCUUGCCACACCCUUGGUGGACUUGGAGAACAAAUGAUCACAGUCCUCUUUACAAUAGGCUUUUAUAUAUUUCAAGGCCAUGAUGUCCCCCCUCAACCUUCUCUUCUCUAGACUAAACAUGCCCAAUUCUUUCAACCUUUCCUCACAAGUCACAUUUUCUAAGCCUUUUAUCAUUUUUGUCCUUCUUCUCUGGACUCUCUCCAGUUUGUCGUUUGUUUACAUCUUUACUGGCACCAUUAUGGUUUUCAAAAUAUGCAGCUGGUUGACCAACCCCACGAACGCACACAGCAACAUACUGGGUGGAUCAGUCUUAUUGUUUAAUCUGGUUGCUCACUCCCCAAACCUACAAGGCUCGUAAACAGAGCUCACAACCAUUACAAAGAAAUAUGGCACAGGUGGUUUCAUUUUUAUUUAUAAUGCUGAAAGCCUCUCCAAUUAAGUAAAGGGGAAAGACUAAUUUAUUAAUUCCUGAUUUACACCUUCAUCAUCUAUCUCUAGAAUUUAUAUAUAUAAAAGCCUCAUCUUGUACUGAGAACACCAAGUAGAAAAAAAUAUUCCCUAUACAUUGUCAAUUUGGACCAAAUUUUUCAUUUCUGUGGAAGCAGGCCAAUAUCUUGGGGAAAACAAAUGCUAUAUCAUCACUACUUGAAUUUUAACCAGUAGAGCUCUUGGAAGGACUAGCAAAACCUCAUGAUACAACCAAUGCAUUAGAUCCAUGUCCUUCUUGCAGGUGGAAGUUAGUAGGGAAGUACAGGGCCCAGUACUGAGUGAUUGUAAGUGCCGUUGUAAUAACUGGGCCAACAAAUUUACCAUAAUUGUAAGCUCAGUUGUAAAAAUUAUAACAUUCUUUACUGAAAGCAAACAGGUGCAUGAGAACCAGACAAAGAGACUAAUUUAGUCCAAACAUAAUAGGAAACACUGAUAUAAUUCAAGGACUGUGUUGAAAUCAUGCUUGGUUUAAAAUAAAAAUAAAAAAAUAAAAUAAAAAAAAGAGGGUGCAGAGGGAGAGAUGUGGAAUCAGAAAUUAAUUGACCAAAAUUGGUGUGUCGGAUAUUAGGCCUAACUGAUGGAUAAAAUAAUGAGGGGGAGAGCUGUUCUUCCCAUCACUCCCUUUCUGGAUACUUGAAGAAAGACUUUGGGACACCUGGGACACCAGAUCUUCUUCAUGCUAAUGUUAAGUGAUGUCCUGAUCAGACUGGGCCAGAGACAGGUACCCAGAUAACAUCACCACUUCUACCGGCUCCACUGAAUCCAAACACACAGCUUUGUUUGUAACUAGCAAAUAUGUCUGGUCGUGGUAAGGGAGGCAAGGGUCUCGAGAAAGAAGGCGUUAAGCGUCAUAGGAAGGUGUUCAGGGAUAAUAUCCAGGGCAUUACGAAACCCGCUAUUUGCCGUUUGGCUCGUCGUGGGGGAGUGAAGCGUAUUUCAGGGCUCAUUUACGAGGAGACUCGCGGGGUGCUGAAAGUGUUUCUGGAGAACGUGAUCCGAGAUGCCGUUACUUACAUCGAGCAUGCGAAGCGGAAGACUGUUACUGCUAUGGACGCUGUUUAUGCAUUGAAGCGCCAGGGUCAUACUGUGUAUGGAUUUGGAGGCUAA